This is a messenger RNA of Helianthus annuus (common sunflower), 1672 nucleotides long. RefSeq names its product probable glycosyltransferase At5g03795. The record is from RefSeq and is a predicted model, not a curated record. Gene Ontology annotation, molecular function: glycosyltransferase activity. The coding region runs from base 233 to 1645 and encodes 470 amino acids. The transcript is spliced from 3 exons. NCBI's taxonomy places the organism in Eukaryota, Viridiplantae, Streptophyta, Magnoliopsida, Asterales, Asteraceae.
UGUUCUCUAUGUUUUCUGUAUGUAGAAAAUAUACAACCAUAAUCUCAUAAAAACCCAACAUCCAUAUUGGUGUAUGCGUUAGUUAGUGCGUGUUCUUGGUGCUAGUGUGUGAAAUAUACAUUCCCAUAUUUCCUACAAACUCCAAACCAAUUUUGCUUCACAAGUCAGAAAUAUAUAUAUUCUCUCUCUAUAUAUAUAUAUUCAAUAAUCUAAGUUCAAUUCAAAGGCUCAAAUGGCUUCAUUCAAAGGCUUGUUCUUCAUGGUAUCAGCCUCCUUGAUUAUUUUAAGAAUGGUCUUCUUUUUUGUGACAUCUAUUUCUUCAACCUCAGAGUUACUGAUGAAGCAUGAUAACCUGCAUGAUGCUCAUCACUUUGACUUAAAACCACCAUUUGAUCAUGAUCAAUCUUCGGAAAUCUUUACUCCUUCCAUCUCAAUCCUUAGUCGGUAUAACGAUGUUGUUCGGGUAUUGCACGACGAAAAGCCGUUGUCGAAAUCCACAGUCGAUGAUGAGUCUGGAGUGGCGCAUGAAGAUGGAGAAAUGCCCACGGCGAAUACAAGUCAUGAGGGUGGUCAACUCUCAAAAGAACCUUUGAAUGUCAAAGAAGUAUACCAUGAAAAAGACAUUUUCCUGGAAAACUACAAUCAAAUGAACAAAACCAUGAAAAUAUACGUUUACCCGCACGAGACAACCGACCCGUUUGCCAACAUUUUCUUGCCUGACAACCACGGUUCACCAGGAGGCAACUAUGCCAGUGAAAGCUACUUCAAAAUUGCACUCUCAAUGAGCCAUUUUGUCACACAAGAUCCAUCUGAUGCAGACCUCUUUUUCUUGCCAUUUUCCAUUGCAAGUAUGAGACAUGAUAAGAGAAUCGGAGUAGGUGGCAUUAAAACCUUCAUCAAAGACUACAUCUUUAACAUAAGUCACAAAUACCCGUUUUGGAACCGCACAGGUGGUGCUGAUCAUUUUUAUGUCGCGUGUCAUUCUAUUGGGAGGACUGCGAUGGAGAAAGCACCCGAAGUUAGUCUCAAUGCAAUUCAAGUUGUUUGUUCUUCAAGUUAUUUCUUGCAAGGGUACACCGCACAUAAAGAUGCAUCAAUACCACAAAUAUGGCCAAGGCCCGGGGUCCGCCCCACCCGUCAUCCGUCUAAAAGGGAAAUGCUUGCAUUUUAUGCAGGAGCAAUGAACUCGCGGGUGCGCGAAUCUUUGGUUCAGACAUGGAUUAAUGAUUCCGAGAUUGCUGUUCACCAAAAGCGCCUGAAGACCCCUUACUCAGAGUCACUUCUUGGAAGCAAGUUUUGCAUCCAUGCAAAAGGGUUUGAAGUAAACACGGCUCGUAUAGGUGAUGCAAUCUACUAUGGUUGUGUUCCUGUUGUUUUGGCUGACCAUUAUGAUCUGCCAUUUGGGGAUGUCUUGAAUUGGAAUAGCUUCUCGGUUGUUGUUUCAACACAAGAUAUUGCGUUCUUGAAGACAAUACUUAACAAGAUUGUUGAGUCUGAUGAGUACUUGAAGAUGCAGAAGAAUGUGUUGCAGGUGCAAAAGCAUUUUGAAUGGCAUCAAAUUCCUGUAGAUUUUGAUACGUUUUAUAUGGUACUGUAUGAGUUAUGGCUCAGAAGAAGUUCUGUAAGGAUUCAUUCAUUUAAUUAAUGAUUACUUGUUAGAUAUUAUAAUCGA